AUGGAAUUGUUAAAUUACGCUGCCACAGUAAUCCAAAAAACCUUCAGAGGAUUCCUAGCCAGACAAGCAGUGAAAUAAAUACGAAGGAUAAACUACUUCUCCUCUUUUGAUCAUCAAAAUGAAUAUGGGUUUUGCAUCCAACCCUAGAAAUCGAAGAAAUCCACUCGCAAUACUCAAUCACUCAUCUAACCAACCAAAAGAAUGAUCAGAAGUGCAGUCUACAUUCAGAAAUGCUAUCGAGGGUACUUAAGUAGAAAAUAUGUUUGCAAUUUUUACAGAUUGAAAUAGAUCGUAUUAUUUUUAGAAGGACACAUCCAUAAUUUCCUGAGGAAAAGAAUUUAAUAAAGGAAAAUCCACAUCAAACAAUUGAUGGCAUAAUGUUACAACUUUCAAACUCAAUGCAAAUCUAUUGCAAAAGGUCGAUACAACUACAGUAAGUACAUGAAUCAAAAGCAAUUCGAUGAAGUAAAUGGUAUAAUAUUUACAUCUUUCUUGCAUCUCAUGAUACCUAACUUUGAAAAGAUGAAUUCUGAAUAGAAAUCUCAUUAUGUAGAUUAAAUCUUAGGAGUUGUUCAAUCGAAUCCCCCAAGGAAAACCAUGCCAACCUAGAUCAGUUCUAAGACUCCCUUGAAAAAUGUCAGUGUUUUGUCUUCUGAAGUAAUGACAAGUAAUGGUAGUUGCACUUCAAGCCAUAAAUCCAAAUCGAAUUUGACAAAUGAAGAAUUCAAGUCAAUAUUAUAAAGAUAGAAUAAAAAACCAAAAUGA
Messenger RNA from Paramecium tetraurelia, 765 nucleotides. RefSeq lists its product as uncharacterized. The transcript has 4 exons. Gene Ontology annotation, cellular component: spindle pole. Gene Ontology annotation, biological process: spindle organization; mitotic cell cycle; establishment of meiotic spindle localization. Lineage: Eukaryota; Ciliophora; Oligohymenophorea; Peniculida; Parameciidae. Gene Ontology annotation, molecular function: protein binding. The record is from RefSeq and is a predicted model, not a curated record.